Aspergillus chevalieri is the source of this 3441-nucleotide messenger RNA. RefSeq lists its product as uncharacterized. The coding region runs from base 1 to 3441 and encodes 1146 amino acids. The record is from RefSeq and is a predicted model, not a curated record. Lineage: Eukaryota; Fungi; Ascomycota; Eurotiomycetes; Eurotiales; Aspergillaceae. The transcript has a single exon. Gene Ontology annotation, molecular function: nucleic acid binding. Gene Ontology annotation, biological process: DNA integration.
AUGGACACCCAACGAGCAGUUGGAUUAGCAAAGUUCUUUGGAGUCCCAACACGACGACUUGAUACACCCAUAGGAACAAAGGGUUAUGAUGGAGGAACUGGCUCAACAAUUACCCAUGCCAUUAUUUGUCACUUGCUUAUUGAUGGGCGGCGGUUCUUGAACCAACCUUUUCUGAUUGCUAAUUUGGGACAGCAUGAUGUGAUUGUUGGACGUAAGUGGUUCGACAGUCAGGAUGUGUGGUUGAACGUCAAACACCGGAAGCUGGUAUGGCCAGAGCAGCGAAGCCUCUUGGAUGAAAUCCAGUGCAAACAGUACUUGGUGGCUCCAAAGCAGAUUCUUCAACAUUCCAAGCCUGAUCCCAUCCACCAAGCUGAUAUGGAGCGACGUGAUCGACAAAUUGAGAAGAAGGAACAAAGAGAGCGAUAUCGAGUUCCCCAGAAAGAGGAAUCAGACCGGCGAAUGAAUAUGGCUAAGAUGUCACGUGCUCUCAGGGGCCAGUCACUCCUGACUGACCAAUCAAUGGAAUCAGAGGACCUCUCUAGACCAGUCAUGGCCAACCAGAAAUUACAAAGGGAGACAACAUCUCACCAAGUAGCCCAAAUUGAUAUUGCAGCAAUUGGAGCAGCACCAUUCCAACGACACCUGAAGAAGAAGGACACUGAGGUCUUCAUUGCUAGCCUGUCUGAAAUUGACCGCAUCAUUGAAGAGAAACGCGAGGAGGACCGCCAGAAAGAAGAUCACUAUGAGGAAGAACUAGUACAACAACUACUACCCAAGCAAUAUCAGGAAUAUGCAGAUGUUUUCUCCAAAGCAGCUUCUGAUGAACUGCCUCUUCGACGGGCAAACGAUUACCAAAUUGAACUUGAAGAUGGGAAGACUGCAGAAAGAGAAGUGGGUUAUAGCCCUUUGUACAAGCAAACUGCAGAGGAAUUGGAAGCCGCACGGGACUACAUUGUGGAUAACCUCCAUAAGGGAUUCAUUGGACCCAGUGCCGCACCCUUUUCAUCUCCCAUCUUGAUGGCACGGAAGCCAGGAGGCGGACUGCGAUUCUGUGUUGACUACAGGAAGUUGAAUGCUAUUACCCGAAAGGAUCGAUAUCCCAUUCCACUGGUGAAUGAACUGAUGGAGAGGAUCAGUGGUGCAAAGAUUUUCACAAAACUGGAUAUACGACAAGGAUUUCACCGAAUUCGACUUGACCCAAAGUCAGAGGACCUGACCACCUUCAGAACACGAUAUGGAACGUACAAAUACCAUGUGGUUCCCUUUGGACUCACCAAUGGACCGGCAGCGUUCCAGCGCUUUAUCAAUGAUACUCUCAUGGACUAUUUGGAUGAGUUUGUCACUGCAUUUGUGGAUGACCUACUCAUCUAUUCAAAGGAUGUUGUGGAACAUGAACUUCAUGUCAAGAAAGUUCUUGAACGACUGCGUGCUGCAGGGCUCCAGGCCAGCAUUAAGAAAUGCGAGUUUCAUGUUACUCGGACGAAGUAUCUGGGGUUCAUCCUGACAACAGAUGGCAUUGAAGCAGAUCCAGAGAAGACUGCAGUGAUCCGCAAUUGGGCUGUGCCAACCACUAUUCGAGGUGUGCAAUCGUUCCUUGGGUUCUGCAACUUUUACCGAAGAUUCAUCAAGGACUAUAGCCGUGUUGCAAAGCCACUGAAUCACCUAACAAGAAAGGAUGUGCCUUUCACCUGGAUUGGACAGCAUCAGGAGGCCUUUGAGGAGCUGAAGAGACGCUUAACAGAUGCCCCAAUACUGCGACACUAUCAUCCUGAACUAGAGACGAAGUUGGAAACUGAUGCAUCAGAUGGGGUAGUAGCUGGAGUGCUCUCCCAGAAGCAUGGAGAUCUCUGGCACCCGGUGGCUUACUACUCUAAGAGCAUGUCUGAUGCUGAGCGCAACUAUGAGAUCCAUGACAAGGAGAUGCUAGCCAUCAUCCGUGCACUGCAGGAGUGGCGAACUGAGCUAGAAGGACUGCAACUCCGAGAGCGUUUCAACAUAUAUACUGACCAUCGCGCUCUGGAAUACUUCAUGACUACUAAGAAGUUGAACGCCCGACAAGCCCGGUGGGCUGAGUUCCUUUCCCAGUUUUACUUCCUAAUCUGUUACCGCCCUGGCCGAGAGAAUACUCUGGCUGAUGCCCUAAGCCGACCCAGUACAGAAGUGCAGAGAAAGGAUGAUUAUCGCCAACAGAUUUUAUUGAAACCAGAAUCUGUUGAACAGCCAAUGGAAACUAACCAGAUCAAUGAAUGUGCUGAAGUCCACACUAUCAACGUGCUAGAGCCCACCCUACAAGUUGUAGACCGAGUACUCAGUGCAAACCGGAACUCUACCACAGCAGAGGAACAUCGUGAGGAAGCUCGGACGGGAAGGAAUGAUUGGAAUCUGCAAGAUGGACUACUAUUGAAGGGAAAUCGAUUGUUUGUUCCUGAUGAUGACCCUGAACUCCGCACCCGGCUACUUGAUGAAGUGCAUGCACAGGUAUCAACUGCACAUCCAGGGAGAACAAAAACCCAACAGCUCAUCAGAACACGGUACUACUGGCCAACUUGGAGACAAGAUGUGGAGAGAUAUGUACGGAAUUGCUCAAAAUGCCGGAGAGCUGAGAACCCACGUGAUCGUGCCCCUGGACUGCUCCAACCCUUACCCAUUGCAGAGCGGCCCUGGCAGCACAUAUCUAUGGAUUUUCGCUCCUUCCCAGCUGACAAGAGAGGAUUUGAUGCCGCACUAGUGAUUGUGGAUCGAUUUAGCAAGAGACCUAUAAGCAUUCCUUGCAAGAAGACUGCCACUUCUGAAGAUGUUGCACGAAUGUUCAUUGAGCAUAUUUAUCGCCAUAGAGGACCCCCAUUGACUAUUGUAUCUGACCGUGGACCCCAAUUUGUAUCGGCGUUCUGGAAUGAGUUCUGUCGGAUUCUUGGAGUGAAGCUGAAGCUUUCCACAGCGUAUCAUGCCCAAACUGAUGGGCAAACUGAGAUUGUGAAUCAGCAUAUUGUUAACCGUCUCAGACCCUUCAUCAACCGCCAUCAAGACAAUUGGUCUGAGUUAUUACCCUUGAUUGACUUUGCUGCAGCUACACUGCCUUCAGAAUCAACAGAUGCCUCUCCAUUCCUCAUUGACUGUGGAUAUGAGCCUCGAACUUCAUUUGACUGGACCCCAGUUGGAGAAGACCUCCCCGGGAUGAGAAGGUUAGCCGACGACGGGCGCAGGAAGCUGUCAAAAGAAUGGAGGAGACAUGGACAGCAGUGGGCAAUCAGAUUAAGCAAGCCCAGGAUCGACAGAAGAAGAAAGCAGACCGUCGACGUCGCCCUGUCGAUUUUGAUGUGGGUGAUAAGGUGUGGCUCUCCCUUCGUCAAUAUCAAACAGACCGACCGAACAAGAAGCUUGACAGCCAGAUGGCUGGACCCUUCCCGAUACUUGAACAGGUGGGUAACUCCUACCGGUUAG